CCUGUGGCCGCGGCUGUGGCGGGCGCCGAGGAUGGCUCCCUCACCAACCAAGCGCAAGGAUAGGUCUGAAGAUAAAUCAAAGGACCGUUCCAAGGACAAAUCAUCCACAAAGGAAUCUGGUGAUAAGGAUCGUGGCCGAGACAAGGCACGCAAAAGGCGCAGCGCUUCCAGUGGAAGCAGCAGUACCAGAUCCCGUUCCAGCUCAACUUCCAGUUCGGGGUCCAGUUCUAGCACUGGUUCUAGCAGUGGGUCUAGCUCCUCUUCUGCCUCAAGCCGCUCUGGGAGCUCCAGCACCUCACGCAGUUCCAGUUCCAGCAGCUCCUCUGGAUCUCCAAGUCCAUCUCGACGGAGACACGACAACAGGAGACGUUCCCGCUCCAAGUCCAAGCCACCCAAGAGAGAUGAAAAGGAGCGGAAGAGGCGAAGCCCAUCUCCCAGGCCUACAAAAGUGCACGUUGGAAGGCUCACUAGAAACGUGACCAAGGAUCACAUCAUGGAAAUCUUUUCCACAUAUGGAAAGAUUAAGAUGAUCGACAUGCCAGUCGACAGGCUAAACCCACACCUUUCCAAAGGCUAUGCUUAUGUGGAGUUUGAGAAUGCAGAUGAUGCUGAGAAGGCCUUGAAACACAUGGAUGGAGGCCAGAUUGAUGGUCAGGAGAUCACUGCCACAGCUGUGCUGGCACCACGACCUAGACCACCUCCGAGACGCUUUAGCCCACCCAGGAGGAUGCUGCCACCACCACCAAUGUGGCGCAGGUCACCCCCUCGCAUGAGGAGAAGGUCCCGGUCUCCUCGGCGCAGAUCUCCUGUUCGCCGGCGAUCGAGAUCCAGAUCUCCCGGGCGAAGGCGCCACCGCAGCCGCUCCAGCUCAAACUCCUCCCGAUAAAGCAAAAAGACUGGACAGCUUUUUAUUUUUUAACUUAAAA
Indicator indicator is the source of this 926-nucleotide messenger RNA. It is a transcript of the gene RNPS1, whose product is annotated as RNA binding protein with serine rich domain 1. Gene Ontology annotation, biological process: mRNA splicing, via spliceosome. The record is from RefSeq and is a predicted model, not a curated record. The transcript is spliced from 7 exons. Gene Ontology annotation, cellular component: ASAP complex; nucleoplasm; cytoplasm. NCBI's taxonomy places the organism in Eukaryota, Metazoa, Chordata, Aves, Piciformes, Indicatoridae. Gene Ontology annotation, molecular function: RNA binding. Bases 32 to 886 code for a protein of 284 amino acids.